Drosophila ficusphila is the source of this 1764-nucleotide messenger RNA. It is a transcript of the gene GNBP1, whose product is annotated as gram-negative bacteria-binding protein 1. Gene Ontology annotation, molecular function: carbohydrate binding; hydrolase activity, hydrolyzing O-glycosyl compounds. Lineage: Eukaryota; Metazoa; Arthropoda; Insecta; Diptera; Drosophilidae. The coding region runs from base 183 to 1661 and encodes 492 amino acids. Gene Ontology annotation, biological process: carbohydrate metabolic process. The record is from RefSeq and is a predicted model, not a curated record. The transcript is spliced from 4 exons.
CGGAGCUGAUAUGAAUGCGAAUUUACAUACGCCGAAUCGCGAUUGUCCGGGCCAACUAAAAGUAAACAAAUAAUAAUCGCCCAGCACCAGCGGCAGAAACCGGUCUUUCAGUGAGAUAGAGACACAGGCUGAGUCAGACGCUUCGGAUUCUGGGAGAUUAGUGUGCAAGUCGAGGAUUCAGAAUGUCCGGAUUGUGCAUUGGAUUGGUCCUGCUAAUAGGAUUUGGCUACGCUAAUGCCUACAAGAUUCCCACACCCACAGUGGAGCUGUUGGAAAAUGGUUUUAGCGUUUCUAUUCCAGAUGAGGAAGGCGUGAGAGUGGUGGCAUUUAAUGUGAAUCGCAACCGGAAUUUCACUUCCUUUAUUACCGAGGGACAGUACAAUGUGCGCUUAACAAAAGCCGAGAAUGGCAAAUGGACAAAUAACUUCACUUCAGUGCCUUUAAGGGCCCAAGAUGUUCUAUACCUUUGGACGACUGUCCAGCACCAGAAGGCUGUUUACCAGGAUCUUGCCCAACCCUUGACAGUGUGCAAUUUAGGUGGAAACUACCGCCCGAGAGGCUGCUCCCCAAAUGACGAGGAUAUUGCAGACAACAACCAACUGAAUAUCGAAGGAGGCAAUACGGAGUCUUCAGAUCCCUCCGUCUGCGUUCCCUCUGAGAGUCAGGUUUCGCCACAAAUAGUCGCUCCCUUGUGUAAGGGUCAACUCAUCUUCGACGAGAACUUCGAUCAGCUAAAUGAUUCCCUGUGGAUCCACGAGGUUCGCUUGCCCCUGGAUUCAAAGGAUGCAGAGUUCGUCUUGUAUGAUGGGAACGCCAAAGCUCAAGAGGGCAACCUUGAGAUUGAGCCAAUACUGUGGUCCAGUUAUCGCCCGGACCUGUCCAUAUCCAAUUCCCGGCUCGAUCUCUCGGAACGCUGUACGGGAACCCACAACCGACACAAGGAGUGUGUUCUACACUCGACGGGAAGUGGGCCCAGUGGCAUUAUGCCGCCAAUUGUGGCACCCCGUGUGAGCACCAAGGAAACAUUUGCCUUCCAAUACGGACGGAUUGAGAUUCGGGCCAAGCUGCCGAAGGGGGAUUGGAUAGUGCCCCUCCUGCUGCUGGAACCCCUCACUGAGUGGUACGGACAAUCGGGCUACGAGUCCGGACAGCUGCGAGUGGCCCUGGCCAGAGGCAACUCCGUGCUAAGGAUGCCCCGCGGAAAGCUCGUGGAUGGAAGAUCCCUGUACGGCGGACCCGUACUCUCCACGGAUGCCCAUCAGCGGGAGGACUUGUGGCUGAGCAAGCGAAAGAUCUCCCACUUUGGCGAUGACUUUCACACCUACAGCUUGGACUGGAGCAGCAACAGACUCCAGUUCUCGGUGGAUGGACAGGUCUAUGGGGAGUUGCUGAACGGCUUUACGGAGUUGGACGAGAAUCCCAGGUGGAAACAGGGCGGUCUGAUGGCCCCAUUCGACAGGAUGUUCUACAUAUCUUUGGGUCUAUCUGUGGGGGGCUUUGGCGACUUCGUGGACAAUCUGCGCACCGCCUCAUAUGAAAAGCCCUGGAGAAACUACCAUCCCCAGGCGAAACUUCAGUUCCACCAGGCCCAAGAGCAGUGGCUGCCUACUUGGAAGCAGCCCUCUCUAAAGAUCGAUUACAUACGUGUAUUUGCAAACUGAUAAUCCGUAUAAUUGUACAUGGUAAAAUAUAAUUACAUACAAGUGUAGAAGCCAGGCGGAAUCUUAUCUCGAAUAAAGCUCGCAGAGGAAUUCAGAAAACUCA